Messenger RNA from Fusarium odoratissimum NRRL 54006, 1932 nucleotides. RefSeq lists its product as uncharacterized. NCBI's taxonomy places the organism in Eukaryota, Fungi, Ascomycota, Sordariomycetes, Hypocreales, Nectriaceae. The record is from RefSeq and is a predicted model, not a curated record. Gene Ontology annotation, molecular function: zinc ion binding; DNA binding; DNA-binding transcription factor activity, RNA polymerase II-specific. Gene Ontology annotation, cellular component: nucleus. The transcript has 6 exons. The coding region runs from base 1 to 1932 and encodes 643 amino acids. Gene Ontology annotation, biological process: regulation of DNA-templated transcription; DNA-templated transcription.
AUGGCUAAUGCACCAGGACGUCCGAGCAAAGCUUGUGAUGUCUGUAGAAAGCAAAAGGUUCGCUGCUCCGGAGAGCGACCCAGCUGUAAGCGAUGCGUCAGGUUGAAGAACACCUGCGAAUACGGGACCAACCUAAUCCAUCCUAGACGAAAGAGAAACGUCACAAGAGCUGUAACUGCAAAUGGAGCAUCCCAAUCUGUUGGGUCGAGGCGUCUAGCCCCAGUUGCGCUGUCAGCUAAUCUCAACGCCGAGUCUGUCUCAAACCAUGCUUUCUUUCAAGGCAUCGCUCCGUCUUUAGUCAACACCCUCGUAGAACUAUACUUUGACAAUGUCUACCAAUCCACUCUUCUCUUACACAAAACCAUCUUUAUGCACUCACUUGCAGAUCAGACCGUCAACCCUCAUAUUCUUCUUAGCAUCUGCGCCUGGGGCGCCAAUUUCUAUCGCAACGAAACCGGGAAGGCUACUCUCAAAGAACAAGGCCUCAUGACGAAGUGGGCUAAAAGAGCCGGAGCACUUGUCUUCCAAGACGCAGAAGAACUCAGCGAUGAUAAUCUCGUGACGUUCUGCAAUCUAUCGCUGUUCUGGCAUAGUCAAGGUUCCUGGAGGAUAAGCUAUCUUCACAAGGGUAAUGCCUGUCAACUCCUCCACAUAAAUGGGACAGGUCCAAAGAACGGCUCUUCGUUCGAAGCUGAAUCACGAAGAAGACGAUUCUGGGCAUGUUAUUUAUUCCACUGCUUCAGUUGUGAGAAGUUAUUCCGGUUUGAGGCGAUUGCUGAUAUUGAGAAUCUACCACUGCCUUGGUCUGAAGAAGACUUUGCAGUUAGAUCUUCACACUCAGCAAUCGCAACAAUUGCGAAUAGAGUUUGCUCAGCAAGUAUUUUUGGCGAGCUUAUACGCGGCCUCAAUCUCUGGUCGUCUGUCGUGACUGUUGUUAAAUCCGAGGGCGAUCUCAACUUGCGUGUUCAAGAGAUCUUCAGGGUUGAGAACAAGAUCUCAUCAUGGUGGAAUAACGUCCCAAGUAGCUUCAAACUUGACGCGCCUUUUGUCACAAGUAUAUCACAGAAGGACUUGCCCAAGAUCAUUCUCACCAACCUAAUCUAUCACCAAUCCCUCUGCGCACUGCACUCAUCCAUUGUUCCGCUCUUCUGCUGGUCAAAAGGCGAUAAGACUUACUCAUCGGCCAGACAAUUAUCUGCACAAGUCGCGUUUGACCACGCUACUGCAAUCUCCAGUCUCAUCUCUGCGAUAUUAACUACCAGUUGUCCGCUCAGUUCGAUGCCGAUAUUUGUCGCAUAUGCAGCUUACUCAAGCUGUGCUAUUCAGAUCCCUUUUCUUUGGUGUUCCGAGCUAUCAGUUAGAGAGCGAGCUCAAUCCAACAUCGACGCCAAUGUCAAGAUGAUACAAGGAAUGUCGAAUUACUGGAAGCUAGCUUCAUUACUGCAACUCUACGUGCGCUGCCUUCAUAACGUUCAUAAACGCAACCCACCUAGAAUAUGUGGCGAACCCAAGUACAUGAAUAUUUCGGCACUUGUUGACUUUGACGUUGAUGCGUCGCUUGCAAAAUCGUCGAUUUUACAGUUUGCUGGCAUGUUGCGGUCUGACGAGAAUGGAUAUGUCAAAGCUGGAGACGAGGCCUCAGAUCCAACAAUCGCCAGUGUUGCAGAUAGUGGUGACAUAACACUUGAUCUUCAGGCUUCAAGAAGCUUCUUAGACCACUCAGCGAAUACGAACAACCCGAACACGACCCUUCCACAAACUCCGAACCAGUUCGCCUCGGGGCCCAGUGAAUGGCCCACUCUGGAUAUCUUCAACUCCCUUAUCGAUGCUGAUAUGGCUGGUCUUUUUCCCGUCGACGACAAUUUCGAUUUAUCGUUCUUAGAAGCAGAUCAAACCUCAUGGGACUUGGGUCUCGAUCUGGAAAUACCCUAG